Molecule: messenger RNA, 2434 nt
Organism: Acanthoscelides obtectus
Lineage: Eukaryota; Metazoa; Arthropoda; Insecta; Coleoptera; Chrysomelidae
Source: the annotation of a GenBank genome assembly
UUAAGGGCUGGCGAAUCUGGCGAUUUUCUCAUUAAAAGUUGGCGACAGCCGGGACUGAAGACCUGGCAACCCUGCAGGCCAGCGACAAUCAGCUGUCAGUAAACGUUAUGAAAAAUAUAGGUUAUAAAACAAAAACAAAGGUAUUUCUAUUUUUUAUUGAUAAAUUCCCGUUUUUUAAAUAAAUGAUCGUCUCUAGAACGUUCUAGGUAUCGAUUCUAAUAUUCAGUUAUGCAGGCUUAUUAAAUGUGACGGGUUUCUAGUGUUGAUAUCAAUUUUGUGACUGGUUCUUCAGGUCUUUAAAAGAAGAAUCAUCAGAGAUCAGUUUGUAUACAAAAAAUGCAGGUCUGAACAAUGUCAAGGUUGCGGUGAAUCUGAAUAUCAAAUAGCCUUCACGAAAUGGUACGUCGUUUUGUAUUCCGCAUCUGAUCGUCAUACAUCUGUGUUGCAGUCAUCACUGGAUUAAGAUGUCCAUAUUCAGAAGCAUCAGUCUAGAAUUGAGAAUCAUCACCUUGUCGGUAUUUCUUCUGCUGUUACACUUUUCUUAUUCUGCUGUCAUCCAAACUGAUAAUACAGAGACAGAGGGGCUUUACACGCCGGAUGACAAUGUUGAAAUACUGACAGUUGAGAAUUUCAAAGAGAAUGUGUUUCAUAGCAAGAACGCAUGGCUCGUUGAGUUCUAUAAUAGUUAUUGUGGCUUCUGUAGAAGAUUCGCCCCAGUCUGGAAAGAAUUCACCAGUGAUAUUGUAAGCUGGCAAGACCUAGUGAAAGUUGGGGUACUGGACUGCAACCGUGAUGCUAAUAUCCCUGUUUGCACCGAAUUUGAGGUGUAUAGUUUUCCUACACUCAUUUAUUUCCAUGACAAUUAUACGAACGGUACUGGUCUCAAGCUACCUCCACAUGAUAAAGGCAGGUUCGACGACUAUAAGGAAAAUAGAAUAAAAUUAGCUGAUGUACUGAUAAAGGAACAGCUUGAAGGUAGAGGUGCUAUAUACCCGAAUCUUUUACCUUAUAAUUACACUGAUUUAUCUAAAUUAUUUGAAGACUCUCCUCAUGCAAAAUAUGCCUUGUUGGUUGUGAUUCCACCAAAAAGUACUGUAGGUGCUGAAUUGACCAUGUACUAUCACAAUGUACCUGAUAUCGUGAUCAGAUAUUCUUAUGACAAUAAUACAAUGCUCAUGAAUUUGUUAGACGUAAGAGCUACACCCACCUUACUUUCAGUACAAAAAAGUGGACCUUCCCAGGUACUGACCGUGUACUCUCCUGACACUGAUGGAUUUCGAACAGCGAUUGAAAGAUUUUUGAAAUCUGCAAACAUCAGUGUACCGAAGGUUGCGGUCAAAAAGCAGACUGUUGCUGCUGUUGGAGAUAAGCUUGGACAUGAUGACAAAGAAUUACUUGAGGAAGUUAAAAGGAUUGGAGAUGCGGUAUUUCAAGGUGAUUUAGAAUCAGCAUUACGAUACAGUCUUACGAGAGAAGUUGGAGCAAAAAAAGAAAUAACAGGUGAACAGCUGGAUGCUUUGAGGCUAUACAUUGAUAUAUUAGAGAAGUAUUUUCCCUUUGGAAACAAUGGAAAAGCCUUAUUAAAGGAAAUAAAAGCAGUAGUACAUGAAAAUGAUCCUGUAAUCGGUUUAGAAGUUAGAAAAAAGGUUCUGGAUGCUGGUAAGCCAGAAAAGAAAGUAUUUAGUACAUCGAAAAAAUGGAUUGGAUGUCUUGGAAGCACUCCAGAAUACAGAGGAUACCCAUGCAGCUUAUGGAAGAUGUUUCACUUUCUCACAGUAAAUGCAGCGUUAGACAGUGAAUUCAAGUUUCCACAUGGGAAUAUAGCACUGAGAGCUAUGCAUGGCUACGUCAAAAACUUCUUUGGAUGCAGGGAGUGCAGUAAUCAUUUCCAAGAGAUGUCAAGCAGAACAAAUAUUUUCAACGUGUCGACGAAGGAGGAUUCUGUGCUUUGGCUGUGGAAAGCUCAUAACGAGGUGAACAAUAGGUUGCAGGGAGACUUAACAGAAGAUCCAGAGUUUCCGAAAAACCCGUUUCCAUACCGACAGAACUGUCCAGAAUGCCGAAAUCCGAAUGGCCAAUGGGAGGAAAAGGAAGUGUACAAAUAUCUAAUAAACAUGUAUGACAAGAGGAAUAUCAAAUACUUGGGGAGCAACAAAGAUGCCUUGGCGAUCACGAAUGCUGCAUUUACCUCUAAGCACAUCAGUAUUAACAUAGGUAAUUUACUGCUUCUGACCGCUGUUAUAUAUACCUUGAGCGGACGUCUCUCUUCAUAGGGUUGCAAAAUAAUAGGAAAUACGUACUGAUUGCAAAAUUGCAUUACGACACAUCACAGGGAUAUUUUUAUAUUUUGAGAGUUUCUAACUUAUUGUAAUUAAUGUUAUUUACUUUUUAUAUUUUUGAUUAGACAAAUAAAAAAUUGACUAUCGAAUUAAAA